AUGAGAAGCCCGCACAUGACGCACUUCAAGGCAUAUUUUUCGAAGCGUGUUACAUCCAUAUGCUACUGGGAUUGUUUCAUCCUCAUCCCUCCUUUUACUUCUUCUUCGCGAGCUCAAUAUGAAAAAACUUUGAACCGUGACAAUAGAAACUACACGAAUGACGAAGCAAAACAGAACAGAACAGAACUUACAGAUACACAGAAAAAAAACUUUACUCUUAACAUAGUACCAAUCUACUCGUACACGAUCGGAUUACCAGUCCUACCGAGCCACUGUUUUAUGAUGAAGCACACAGAACAAGACAUGGAAAUGCAGGACAAUUCUCCUAUGCUUGGGUCAUCACACAGCGAUACAAUACCAGAAUCAUCAACAAUACCCGCGCCACGCUCUCCAUUUAUGAAUGCUGUACCACGACCUCGACAGCGCCGACAGAGUAGAUUGGAUGAACAUAUGGACCAAUUAAUAAAUAUCGAAGAGCGAAAACUCGAAUCAGAAUUAAUAACUACGCAAGAAUUUUCUAAACUAUCAGAAAACAUUGGUAAUAUAGCAAUUGCUCUGACAUCUAUUGCUAAUGCAAUCUCGGAUGUUGCUAGAAAAAUGCCAAAUCCGUAA
Spodoptera exigua (beet armyworm) is the source of this 612-nucleotide messenger RNA. Lineage: Eukaryota; Metazoa; Arthropoda; Insecta; Lepidoptera; Noctuidae. The record is from the annotation of a GenBank genome assembly.